This is a messenger RNA of Chenopodium quinoa (quinoa), 1168 nucleotides long. RefSeq names its product galactinol synthase 2-like. Gene Ontology annotation, molecular function: glycosyltransferase activity. The transcript has 4 exons. Lineage: Eukaryota; Viridiplantae; Streptophyta; Magnoliopsida; Caryophyllales; Amaranthaceae. The coding region runs from base 135 to 1133 and encodes 332 amino acids. The record is from RefSeq and is a predicted model, not a curated record.
UAGCCCCUUAACCCAUUUCCCUCAACCUCAUUUCAAUUACUUCAACUUAAGCUCUCUUGUGUUUACCAAACUAAGCAUAUUUCACUCAAAAAUCACACAUUUUUUCAACCUUUUCUCCUUAUUAUCAAACAAAAAUGGCACCACCAAACCUCGAAACCGCGAUCACAGAGCCAACUAUGGCACCACUAGGGAAGCAUAUGAGCCGGGCCUAUGUGACUUUCUUGGCGGGUAACGGAGAUUACGUCAAGGGAGUUAUUGGGCUGGCUAAGGGCCUAAGAAAGGCUCGAUCAGCUUAUCCUUUGGUGGUAGCGGUGUUACCCGACGUGCCGGAGGAGCACCGUAAAAUGUUGGUUGCUCAAGGGUGUAUCGUUCGAGAGAUUGAACCCGUUUACCCGCCCGAAAAUCAGACCCAAUUUGCUAUGGCUUAUUAUGUCAUCAAUUACUCCAAGCUUCGCAUUUGGGAGUUUGUGGAGUACACAAAGAUGAUUUAUUUAGACGGAGAUAUACAAGUGUACGAUAAUAUAGACCACUUGUUCGAUCUUCCUAACGGCUACUUCUAUGCUGUAAUGGACUGUUUUUGUGAGAAAACAUGGAGUCAUACUCCACAAUACAAGAUUGGAUACUGUCAACAAAGCCCAAAUAGAGUUCGUUGGCCCGAAGAAUUGUUGGGCCCAAAGCCUGCUCUUUACUUCAACGCUGGCAUGUUUGUGUAUGAGCCCAGUAUCUCUACUUAUCAUGAUCUUCUCAAGACUCUCCAAAUCACCCCUCCUACUCCUUUUGCUGAACAGGAUUUCUUGAACAUGUACUUCAAGGACAUAUACAGGCCCAUCCCACCAAUUUACAACCUAGUGUUGGCCAUGUUAUGGCGCCAUCCAGAGAACAUCAACUUAGAAGAAGUCAAAGUCGUUCAUUAUUGUGCUAAUGGUUCGAAACCUUGGAGGUAUACAGGCAAAGAAGAGAACAUGGAUAGAGAAGACAUAAAAAUGCUAGUGAAAAAUUGGUUUGACAUAUACAACGAUGAAUCGCUUGAUUACAACUCGGAAGUUGAGGCUCAGAAGACAUUGCAACCUUUCAGGGCGGCACUCACGGAGGCUGGUGUUCUUCAUUAUGUUACCGCCCCGUCUGCUGCUUAGUGUUGAUGAUCUAGUGCAUAUAUUGUUAGCACAAA